AUAAAAAAGCAUAUAUAAAAAAAAUCUCAGUGAUGGAUAAUGAUGAUCGCAAAAGGACACAGCCGAAAUCCAAAUCCAAAGUCACUGUGAUUUCAACUUCACAAUCAUUUGUUUAUUCUCUCUGCUCUGCAGCAUAAUAAUAGAGAAUGAAGCCGUGAUUCAUAAGGAAAGUGUUCACAACCACCACAAUGCGGUGGUUUCAGUUGAGUUCAAGCUCCGAUAGGGACCGGAACACUGAAAAUAUGUCUCGUGCUAUGGUUUAUCUCAAUGUAUAUGAUCUUACUCCUAUCAAUAAUUAUCUUUACCUCUUUGGCUUUGGAAUCUUCCAUUCUGGUAUCGAAGUGCAUGGUAAGGAAUAUGGCUUUGGAGCACAUGAAUACCCGACUAGUGGUGUGUUUGAGGUAGAACCUAGAAAUUGUCCUGGCUUCAUCUUCAGACGAUCUGUAUUGUUAGGAAGCACUGAUAUGUCUCUCUCAGAAUUCCGUUCUUUUAUGGAGCGUCUCUCUGCAAAAUAUCAUGGAGAUACUUACCAUCUGAUUGCCAAAAAUUGCAACCAUUUUACGGAUGAUGUUUGCCAACAACUAACAGGAAGUCCUAUUCCUGGAUGGGUUAAUCGACUUGCUCGUUUAGGUUCUUUUUGCAAUUGUCUACUUCCAGAAAGCAUCCAGGUUGCUGCAGUUAGACAUGUCCCUGAACGUCUUUCAUUUGCUGAUGAUGAUGAUGAUAGAUCAGAUUCUGAUGGCUUUUCUCUGUCUGACGAGAGUGAAGAGGAGGAGCCCAAUCACCGUCUACUAAAUGCACCAAACGGCGAUGUUGCCUUUUUAAAGGAAAAACCAGUUAGGCUAGCGCGGGAGCACCUAUAACUUCUAUUGGUUUAUCUUCUGUCUCUUGUUCUUUCUAUUGUUCUCGUUGCUUCUACCAUAUCUACAAUCUUAGAUUUGAGUGUAACAUGUUUCUCGACUAUAUUCUUAAAGACUCAAAAUGCAUGCUCUAUAGUUUGUAGUACAAAGAGGACGAUCUAUUGUAUCAUAUGUAUAUGCCCUGUACAUGUAAAAUUCAAAUUAAACUGUCCAGGUAUAAUGUUAUAAUAAUUAUUAAUCUUAUUAAUCAACUCUUGCUACUACCAA
Trifolium pratense (red clover) is the source of this 1127-nucleotide messenger RNA. RefSeq names its product deSI-like protein At4g17486. Gene Ontology annotation, molecular function: deubiquitinase activity. The transcript is spliced from 5 exons. NCBI's taxonomy places the organism in Eukaryota, Viridiplantae, Streptophyta, Magnoliopsida, Fabales, Fabaceae. Bases 189 to 863 code for a protein of 224 amino acids. Gene Ontology annotation, biological process: protein deubiquitination. The record is from RefSeq and is a predicted model, not a curated record.